CAAACGUCAUGGGAGCGGGCCGCCAUUUUGACUGAGCUACCCCAGUGACAGGAGCCGGGCAGGCAGACGCAGCUUCUCCCCGCUUCCCCUCCCCCUUCCCUAUUCCUUUUGCCGCCCCGCGCGCCCCAUAUUCCCGUCGCCCCGGCCCUGCCAUGUCCCAGAAACAGGAGGCUGAAAACCCUUCGGAGGAGACCGGAGAGGAGAAGCAGGACACCCAGGAGAAGGAAGGUAUUCUCCCAGAGAGAGCAGAGGAGGCAAAGCUAAAGGCCAAAUACCCAAGCCUGGGACAAAAGCCUGGGGGCUCUGACUUCCUCAUGAAAAGACUCCAGAAGGGGCAAAAGUACUUUGACUCAGGAGACUACAACAUGGCCAAAGCCAAGAUGAAGAACAAACAGCUGCCAAGUGCAGGGCCAGACAAGAACUCGGUGACAGGCGACCACAUCCCUACACCGCAGGACCUGCCCCAGAGAAAGUCCUCCCUCGUCACCAGCAAGCUUGCGGGUGGCCAAGUUGAAUGAUGCUUCCCGGGGCUCCCGACAGAUCCUGAGACGCUGCCCCCCUGGGUCCUGUGCUGGCUCCUGCCCCUCCUUGCCUUAGCGGCUAGGGGGUCAGGAGGUGGCCUGGGUGCGGGCCGGAGAGGCAGAAGCCCCUGCCCGACGGUGUCCCAGCGCAUGGAGCCCCUCGGGUUGAGCACCAAGACCUUGAAUCUUUUUUUGUGUUUUAUUUUUCCAAACAUCUCCUGGGAAAAAUCUCUAUGAAAUCCUGGUGUGGGGUUGAGAGG
Molecule: messenger RNA, 781 nt
Organism: Dromiciops gliroides (monito del monte)
Lineage: Eukaryota; Metazoa; Chordata; Mammalia; Microbiotheria; Microbiotheriidae
Gene: ENSA
Product: endosulfine alpha
Exons: 4
Coding region: 153-518 (121 amino acids)
Cellular component (GO): cytoplasm
Molecular function (GO): protein phosphatase inhibitor activity
Source: RefSeq, a predicted model, not a curated record